CCUUAGAGCAUGGUAACUUAAAGCGGCGACAGGAGUGCUUUACUUGACCAUAGAUUCUUCUACAGCCUUGCGAUAUUUUCCACAUGCAUCAACAACAUCCUCGUUUUUUCCUUGUGUGAGCGGUUUGCUUUUAUACCUUCUUUUGAUCGCAUGGCAGCUCUUGUUCGAUCUUUCUUAACACGACUUCAGAACUUGUCAAUCCUUCAAACCCCUACCAUUUCGAGGACAAUAAAAAUGAAUUCCGCCGACUUACCAGAACUUUUUCAGCCUCCUGUCAGUAGGUCGAUGAAGACUCUGGAUAAAUCUUUUUUCCGCAAAGUUAUACCAUUAGCUGCUGCCAGUGUGUCCGAUAUGAAGCAAAUCACCAAUGUGCGAAAAGAGCUUGAGAAGUCCAGUGAUAUGCUCAAAAUCAACCCUAUCAAGCCACUGCGAGAAGACGAGACCAUGCCUGGUGCAAAGUGUUUCCUGCUAACUCCGGGGGUUGCUGCAAAUGAGCCAAAGACAUGGUCACCGACUAUCUCAAGAUUAGUGGAACUCAAAAUAGCCAAAUUGAGACCAUACGAUUUGACUUUGACUUAUGAUGAUUGGACAAUGCAUAACAUACUGGAAGCCAUUCUACCUGAAAUCCCAGAUGAUGAGAAAGAGACACCAGCGGGUUUCGCACAGGUGGGCCAUGUUGCUCAUGUCAACUUGCGCACCCCGUACCUACCGUACAAGUAUUUGAUCGGUCAGGUUCUACUCGACAAGAACCCCAACGUUACCACAGUGAUCAACAAGACUUUUGAUGUUGGCACCGAGUCCGUUUUCCGAACUUUUCCUUAUGAAGUGCUUGCCGGACCAGAUGACCUUGACGUGGUAGUCCACGAGUCAGGUUGUGAGUUCAGAUUCAACUUUGGCAAAGUCUAUUGGAACUCUCGCCUUGGAACCGAGCAUGCACGCCUGUUCGAGUCAUUCAGAGAGGGCGAGGCGGUAUGCGAUGUUAUGGCCGGAGUCGGUCCAUUCGCUAUACCUGCCGGCAAACGCAAGGUCUUUGUCUGGGCCAACGACCUCAACCCCGACUCAUAUGACGCUCUACAAGACGCCAUUGUACGCAAUAAAGUAAGCGAUUUCGUGAUAGCUUCGUGCGAUGAUGGCCGGAACUUUGUCCGCACAGCAACAACAAAACUAUCACAAAAUCCACGAAAGGUCGUGCUCAAAUCCAGGGUCAAAAUCUCACGGAAAGCGAGCGAAGAUGAGAAGAGGGCUUUCCAAGAAGCGGCCAAGAACGAAGAAAGGACAUUGGACGAGCCGACGGCAUUCUCUCAUUAUGUUAUGAACCUGCCGGCAAGCGCUAUUGAAUUUCUGGACGCUUUCAAGGGCGUCUACUAUGGACGAGAGGCAGACUUCGAGCCACAUACUCGACAAAAGCUACCUUUCGUCCAUCUCUAUCUGUUCCAAGCCAAGCUCGAUAAUGAGCAAGCCGAGUACGAGGACACCUGCAAGCGAAUAUCAGAACAUAUUGGUGCUGAAAUCAGGCUGGAUGAUCCGCAGCUUGAUAUGCAGAUUCGAUAUGUCCGGCUUGUUGCUCCGAAGAAGAAGAUGUUCUGCGCCAGCUUCCGGCUGCCAGCAAGUGUUGCAUUCGCGCAGCCCUGAAAUGAUGACCCUUGCCAUCCGAUCUAUGGAUUGGCAUUGUGUCGACACUCUGCCGCCGUGAGCACGGCACAUCACGACGCAGCACGAUAUACCCCGCCACCCGUUGUAUCUCGGGUCAUCGUUUCGAUAUAUCUCCUCUCGCUCCCGCCGCCUCUCUUCACGUUCUUCGCGCCGUCGCUCUCUGUAAGCUUCGGGGCUCGACAUGAUGAUGCCUCGAUCCCGAUGCGGCUCGUGACGGUCGGUAUUAUAUGAUUGACCGUUCCUGUCGAUCUAUACCGGCAUCGUGAGGA
Molecule: messenger RNA, 1922 nt
Organism: Exophiala viscosa
Lineage: Eukaryota; Fungi; Ascomycota; Eurotiomycetes; Chaetothyriales; Herpotrichiellaceae
Product: Met-10+ like-protein-domain-containing protein
Exons: 1
Coding region: 151-1632 (493 amino acids)
Biological process (GO): mitochondrial tRNA methylation; tRNA N1-guanine methylation
Cellular component (GO): cytoplasm; mitochondrial matrix
Molecular function (GO): tRNA (guanine(37)-N1)-methyltransferase activity
Source: RefSeq, a predicted model, not a curated record